AUGGGAAACACUAAAUCGAAGAAAGUUCAAAGGGAACCUGACAAGUUUUUUGAAAGGGAAAGAUGGAAGGAGCAGAAGAGAGAGGAGAAGAAGAAGAAAUAUGUCAAUCCAGCAAAUAAAAGGGUGGGUGUCAAGGAACCACCCUUGACUCCGACGUCGGCUUUGACGCCACCACCUCCGGUUAUUAAACCAGCACCAGCCAAUGUCCGGUCCUAUGACGAUGAAGUGCUAGACCGCAUGAGAUAUCAGCUUAACAAUGAUUCGGAUGCUUUUUUAUUGAAUAACAUACUUCUUUCCGUUCAGUUUUUUGAGGAUUAUGAAAGAGAAAUACAUAAUAUCAAAAACAACCCAAUUAAUGAGCGAGAACAUACAAUGGACGAAGAAAUGGUACGACGGCAUAAGCAUGUGUUUUUCGCUGACCGUCUUCAAGAAUGUGUCCAAGAACAUAUUUCAUAUCAAAGACGACGAGAUCAUACAGAGCCUCUGAUUGCUCCACGGCUUUUUAUUAUUUAUGAUAACGUUGAGGCCAGUGAACCAGGAGACACAUCAGACUACUGUGCCGUUCUAGAUGCUCCAUUUUAUAAACUUCGCAUAGAAGAUUGUAAGGAGUCAGGGUUCGUUAAAUUAAAGAAAUUAGAAGUUUUAGAAAGCAGUUUAUCGAAAGAGAAUGAAACUAUGCAUAAACAUCAGAUUCAUUCAGAUGACAGCAUCUAUACAGAUUCUGAAAAAGAGUCAAAUGAUUCUGAUGACUACGUAAAAGAUCGUCUAGGAGAAUCAUUGAGACUAUAUGAAAUACUAACGUGUAGAAACCCCUUGCACAUUUUAAAUCCAAACAUACCUGAAACAAUUCCUCAUUACAAAGAUAGUUCGGACAGUGACAGUGACGACAACAUCAAUUUCUGGGAUAAGGCUAAAGCUCAUGACAAACACUAUCAAUGGAAAAAGGAACGACAACGUCAGCUGAAGGAAAGGCGGAGAGCAAAUACAAAUAACAAGAAAAGAGGCGGAGUCAAAGAAGAGAAAGAAAUGAAUAAAAACAUAAUACUUCCGGCUAAAAUGCAAGCGGAACGUAGACGUUUGGUGUUGGAAUUCUUCAUUCCUCAUUUCAUUGCAAUGGCACGUUCGAGUGAAAAAUUUGAUGUCAUAAAACAAGCCGUUAUUUAUUUGGAGCAAGCGCACAGACUUUGUCGCCUUUUAAUGGAUGAGCCUGCUGGCGAUGUAACGGCAAAUGAAUAUUUAGACGUUAUUCGUGAUAAACUAACAGAUUGUCAGAGAAAACUGGCAAAACAGGUUGUUUACAAAUUGCCACCGCGUAUGGACAGCUAUUCUGACCGCUCUGGUAAUUCCAAUUUGAUUCGGAAACAUCGGCCUAGAUAUGAACAUAUAAUUAAUCAAGAUUCACCUAAUGACACCACUGGAAUUGCGCCUUUCACUUUUGUCGAUGUGCAUGUUGAGGAUUCGAGUAAAGAAAUUAAAAGACUUACAGUCGCAUUUGAUCCAGAAGAAUCUAAAUUA
This is a messenger RNA of Iphiclides podalirius (scarce swallowtail), 1515 nucleotides long. The record is from the annotation of a GenBank genome assembly. NCBI's taxonomy places the organism in Eukaryota, Metazoa, Arthropoda, Insecta, Lepidoptera, Papilionidae.